AUGAUCGAUACUGGAUUCGAAGUUAACAAGAACCAAAAGACCAGAAAGAAACGAAGAAGCAAAGACCGGGUAAGAAAAGAGAUUUUUCUCUUCUCUCUGUGCCUCUGGAAUACAUCUGUAUCUGUGUGUUCGACACUGAGGAGAGAGAAAUGAUAAAGAGAUAGAGAUAGAGGGGGAGAGGGGGAGAAAGAGCAGAGAGACAGAGAGACAGAGACAGAGAGAGACCAAUAAUAUGUGGCGGAGGAGAGACGAAAAGGACGGUAGAACAAGAGGGGAGGGAUCAAUGCCGGUUGCCAGGGCAACCACGGCACCUGAUCUUCAUCCAUCCUGGACCAUACUUCUCAGUCCUGCCCCGUUCACGGGAACGAACUGGGACGAAAGGUUGAGAUUGUGUCUCAGAUUGAAACCGAAACGAGGAAAACGUAGGAACACUGUCAACCUCAUCCAAUUGAGCUCAUCCAAUUCAGACCUCGUGUACACUCCGUUUUUGGAUAUUGACAAUGGAAACCAAGUUAGAGGAGUAUCUCACGUAGUACUUUACAAAUGAAGGAAAUUUAAUUGAGAAAAUCAUACGAAUAUGCUUCAAAUCUACUUUUAUCUCUAUAUAGAUUCAAUAA
Messenger RNA from Heterotrigona itama, 617 nucleotides. Lineage: Eukaryota; Metazoa; Arthropoda; Insecta; Hymenoptera; Apidae. The record is from the annotation of a GenBank genome assembly.